UUCUUAGACGAAACUUAAAUGUACUUUAGCUUAAAUCAAAAAUAUUCCACUUUGAAACGUUCCACUUAGACAAGUUUCAAAUUAUCCCACACAAGGCAUCGAUGUGACCUCCCGAACAUGGCCGCGCUCUCCGUCCUCCUCCCAAGAUGGCGACGGGAGGGCGGGGCUGUCCCUCACAAGAUGGCGACGGGUGGGAGCGGUGUCCCUCCCAAGAUGACGGCAGGCCAGGUCGUCCCUCCCAAAAUGGCGGCGGGUGCAAGCGGUGUCCCUCCCAAGAUGGCAGUAGCGCUGCGCGACGCAAUGGCGGCGGAGGGGCCGCAGGGGCCGCUCAGCCUGUGUUCUCUGAGCGCGGCGGCCGUGAGCCGCCACAUGGACGCCCUGGAGCGGGACGCGUGGGGUAAGGGGCGGUGGGCCGGGCGCGGGGCCGGGCUGUGCCCGCAGCCUCCGCCACAACCUCUCUCUCUCUCUCUCUGUGCCCUCGCAGCGCUGCCCGCGCCCCUCCUGCGGGGGCUUCUGCCGCUGCUCAACGUGUUCCGCCUGCAGCGCGCCGAGACCGCGGCGCGGAGGGCGGGCAUCUCAACACAACCCAUCUGGCGCAAGCUGUGGGACGAUGUGAUGAAAACCAGGCCACCCAACUCAGAGAGUAUAACCUGUUGGAGGAAGAAGUUCCUUGAAACGUUCUUCUCAAACGUCCUUCACGGUGUCUUGGAUGUUUCUUCUGACUGGCGUCUCAACGACCAUCACUUUUUGCCGCUGCUCCACAGCUCCCCACAUGUUUCCCAGCUUACCCUCUGCAACAUGCUGCAGGGCGCGGUGGAGCUUACGGCUGAGCACAACCAGAAAGUGCUUGAGAACCUGGCUAAGUCCCUGCACGUCCUGAAGUUCCGGCACCUCCUCUCCUCCGACCAGUCCACUAGGCGUUCGUUGGUGUUACUUCUUCACCGGCUAAUUCACCAUGGCUCUGUCAACCAAGUGUCCAUGUAUUCCUGGCCUGUUCCUGACACAGUUCUUCUCGUCCUCAUUUUGAGCAUGAGUGCUGGGUUCUGGCGCUCGGGAAAUGCCCUCAUGUAUCACAGCAGCCCAUGUGGCCUUUGCAGAGAAGAGGACAAAGCUCAAAGCCAGGAGUCAACACAAGAGCAAUCAGAGAGGGGCUGCUGCGACAAGAGAGCGUGGAGCGAUGGUGAGAACCAGGAGAGAUCCCCCAGAGCCCCAGAGGAGGCUGAUGUGGAGAUGAAUGGAUACGGGGCUGAUGCUCACCUGAACUCUGUCCUCUCCAGACCAGGAAGUCCUCUGCAAAACCAUGCGUAUGAUGAGGCAAGCAGCAAGGUUCCCUGUGACCACACCAGCAUUCAGGGAAGAUCUUCUGGUUGCAUCUCAGACCAGCCGUCCUGUUGCCCCGUUCUUCAAAAGACACGCAGACGGCUGAAAUCUGCAGUAGGAAAGAAACGUCGCUGCCUCAGACGAAGCAGGGGACGAUAUGCUGACCCAGAGGACCUGUAUGAUUUUGUUUUUACUGUUGCUAGAGAGGAUAAGUCAGGGUUACUCGAUAAAACCAGUGCUACAGAGGGAGAAAACACUGAGAACUGGACUAGUUCCUCCCCAGGAUCUCUGCACACUGACCAUGCCGGCUGUAAGAAAAUAGGAGGAUCGGCUGGCAUCUUUUCCCUGAAAGCUGCUCACCGCUUCCGAAGCGUGUCCAUGCUGGAACUGUUUUCUAUUCCUUUGACUGGGGAGAUGUGUCGGACUCUGAGUAACCUGCUGAGUUCCUGGCUGUCGUUAGAAAACCUGGUACUGUCUUACAACGGCCUGGGUGCUAACAUCUUCUGCAUCCUCUCUGGGCUCCGCACCCUCUCCCGGCACCCGGACUGCCACCUCCGCGUCGUGCGUGUGAGUGACGUCUAUUCCCACGUGCCCUGCAUGGAGCUUGUUCACUGCAUCCUGAGUGCCCUUCCCCAGCUCCAAACGCUCUCACUCAGUUUUGACCUCAAAAAACAGCUGGAGGGGAACAGGCCAGAGGGGAAUCCAAGCUGCAGUGAGGCAGAAAUCCCAGAAAGCUGCCUGGAGCAGCUGGAAAUCCGAUUCCCCAGGGAACCUCUGCAGACCAUGUUCCUGCUGCCAGUGCUCAAGGCGUCAAAGUCCCUCCAGCAGUUGUCCCUUGACAGCGCCACGUUGCCCUGUUCUCAGGAGCUUGGGCUCCUUUUGGAGGCACUCAAAGAGUGUAACCCAAAUUUGAAGAAAGUGAGCUUUCGCGAUAUGAACCUGGCUGAGCACCAGAAAGAAGUUCUGCUUUUGCUCCAGGAUCCCGUCCUGCAAGAAAUCACAUUUUCCUUCUGCCGACUGUUUGAAAGCUCUACUGCUGAGUUUUUGUCGGAAAUAAUCAAUACAGUGAAAAGAAACUCAUCUUUGAAGAGCCUCAAACUGCCUGGGAAUCGCCUUGGGAAUCACAGGCUGGUUGCCCUCGCAGACAUUUUCUCUGAAGAUUCCUCCUCUUCUCUUUGCCAGCUGGAUGUCAGCUCAAAUUGCAUCAAACCUGAUGGGCUCCUGGAGUUCACAAAGAAACUGGAAGGCCACAUCCAGCAGAGAGGGGGACAGAUUCCAUUCACGCACCUCUGCCUCUUCCAAAACUGGCUGGACCAGGAUGCUGAAACAGCUCAAGAAGCACUUAGGCGUCUAAAAGCUGUGUGCAGUGUGGUCAAUGACUCAUGGGACUCCUCACAGGCCUUUGCUGACUACCUCAGUGUCAUGUGA
This is a messenger RNA of Cuculus canorus (common cuckoo), 2748 nucleotides long. RefSeq names its product leucine rich repeat containing 41 (gene LRRC41). Gene Ontology annotation, cellular component: nucleus; cytoplasm. The coding region runs from base 118 to 2748 and encodes 876 amino acids. The record is from RefSeq and is a predicted model, not a curated record. NCBI's taxonomy places the organism in Eukaryota, Metazoa, Chordata, Aves, Cuculiformes, Cuculidae. The transcript is spliced from 9 exons.